Molecule: messenger RNA, 1620 nt
Organism: Hansenula anomala
Lineage: Eukaryota; Fungi; Ascomycota; Saccharomycetes; Phaffomycetales; Wickerhamomycetaceae
Exons: 2
Coding region: 1-1620 (539 amino acids)
Source: RefSeq, a predicted model, not a curated record
AUGACAAACGAUUGGAAAACACUUGCUGAAGCUAAAAAGAAAUCUGUUGACGAGUUAAUUCCUCAAGAAUGGAGAAUUCCAACAGAAAUCAAAUCAAAUGUUUUAGGUCUUCAUGAAACUUUUGGUAUAUUGAAUGAAAAGGAAAUUGCAAUUACAAAAAAUUACAAAGUUAAAGAACUUUUAUCCAAAAUAGCAUCCAAAGAACUAUCAUCAGUUGAAGUUGCUACUGCAUUUUCCAAAAGAGCUGCAAUCUCCACACAGUUAACGAAUUGUUGCACUGAAUUAUUGUUUAAAGAAGCCAUUGAGAGAGCUAAAUGGUUGGAUGAUUAUUUGGAAGAAAAUGGACAGGUUUUUGGUCCACUUCAUGGUUUACCAAUAUCAGUUAAAGAUUCUCAUUUCAUUAAAGGUGUUGAUUCUACUGUUGGUUAUGUUUCAUUCAUUGGUAAUAAGGCAAAAAUCACAGAUGAUGCUGCGGUGGUUAAGAUUUUGAGAGAUUUAGGUGCUGUUAUUCAUGUAAAGACAAAUGUUCCAACUACAAUGAUGACUGGUGACUCUGAAAAUAACAUUUUUGGAAGAACUUUAAAUCCAAACAACUUGAAAUUAACUGCUGGUGGUAGUUCUGGUGGUGAGGCAAGUUUAGUUAAGCAAAGAGGGUCCCUUAUUGGUAUUGGUACUGAUAUUGCUGGUUCAAUUCGUAUCCCUUCAUUAUCUUGUGGUGUCUAUGGUAUUAGACCUACUGCUCAUAGAUUCCCAUUUGAAGGUAAUCAAUCACCAACCAGAGAAAACGCACUCUGUCCAAUCUCUGUUGUUUCAGGUCCAAUUGCUCAUGACUUGGAAGAUUUAAACUUUGUUUUGGAUUUGAUUUUAAAUCAUUCAAACGCCUCAAAGUAUUGUCAUGAUAUGCUUCCAAUUCCUUGGAAUUCAAAAAUUGAAUUACCAAGUACUAUUAAAGUCGGUGUUGUCUUGGAAUGUGAUUCAGUUCCUAUCCAACCUCCAUUGAAAAGAAUUAUUAAAGAAGCUGUUUCUAAACUAGAUAAAAAUUCAAAUUUUGAAAUCAUUUAUUUGAAAGGAUUCCCAUCUUAUAAAGAAGGGUGGGCAACUGCUUUUAAAUUAUUUAUAUCCGAUCCUAAAGAUGAAUCAAUUGCAAAUAUUUUCAAGUCUGGUGAACCAAUGAUUAAUUCAUUAUCAAAAGGUGGUAUGGAAGUUUAUGGACCGCCUCCAAAGAUACCUGAUGAAAUUUUUGAAUUAGUUUCAAAAAAAAAUGAAAUUAAGAAUAAAUGGAUUGAUCUAUUUAAUGAACAUGAUUUGGAUGUUAUCCUAGCUCCAGGUGCUCCACAUACCGCUUCACCACAUGAUGAUUUUGGUAUUGCACCAUAUACAACAGUAUGGAAUUUAGUGGAUUUCCCAGCAAUGGUGAUCCCAUUUGGUGCUGUUGAUAAAGAAAUUGAUCAAUAUGAUGAUGUCAAGAUUGAUUAUUGUCCAUGUACCGCUCCAAGUUAUGAUAAAGAAGUUUACCAUGGUGGUCCAGGUCAUGUCCAAUUGAUUUGUAGAACAUUACAAGAUGAGAAAUUGUUGAAAAUUGCAGAAUUGACUGAUAAGGUUUUAAAUAAAGCUAUUUAG